Molecule: messenger RNA, 1377 nt
Organism: Trichoderma harzianum CBS 226.95
Lineage: Eukaryota; Fungi; Ascomycota; Sordariomycetes; Hypocreales; Hypocreaceae
Exons: 1
Coding region: 281-907 (208 amino acids)
Molecular function (GO): protein binding
Source: RefSeq, a predicted model, not a curated record
GGACAUUGACAUGAACUUCUGGGUUAUUAAUGAAGCAACUUGUCUCUUUCUCACUCUCUUUGACUUGAACCCCAUUCCGCCCUUUUACAACAUUGUUGGCGCAAGUCACUUCUGGAUUUUGAUUUCUAGCAUCUAGACAUACAAUCAAUCACUGCACAUUACACACCAAUCCGAGCAUUAUACGGGGAGGCGCAACACCAACUUCACCUCGAAUCCUCAUCUCGAACCACAUCGCCAUCUUCCCACAUUCCUCCCACCAGAACAAAUCAAAACCGCAAUCAUGUCGGACCUCGACCACUUCAGCAUGCUCCCCAUCCACAUGGACCCCCAGUCCAAGGCCAUCCUCCCCUCCGGCAGCAGACCAUCGCGCGCCCUCGCCGCCGAGCUGGAGAAGCUCAACAACCUGCACCGCGCCAUCCUCAACAUCGAGGUUCCCCCCGGCGCGAUCCCGCUGGUGCCCCCGCCCCCGAUCCCCGUCAACCCGAAGCGCACGGCCAACGUCUCGAAGCUGCGCGACAGCGGCAACACCGAGUAUCGGAAGCAAAAGUACGCAGAGGCCGUCAAGUUUUAUACGCAGGGCAUCGAGAUGGCGCUGCAGCGGCCGCUGUGGGAGCCCGCGGCGUUGGUGAGGGAGGAGGUGUCCAUGCUGUAUGCCAACCGCGCGCAGUCGCACAUGGCUAUGGGGAACUGGCCUGAGGGGGCGGUGGAUGCUGAGGCCAGUGUUGAGGCGCGGAGGGUGGGCAAUGCGAAGGGGUGGUGGCGUAGGGGCCGGUGCUUGACGGAGAUGGGGAGGUUGGAUGAGGCGCGGGAGUGGGUGAAGAGAGCGUUGGAAAUGGAGGGCGAGGAGGCCGACUUGGUGACGCUGCUCAAGGACAUUGAGGAGAGGAUUGAGAAGUCGCGGGCGUAGAGUGUUCCGGCUUUGAAGCCUCGUGGGAAGAAGGGGAGGGGGAAGAAGGCGCGCGCUCAACGGGGAUGGGGUGGGAGUGAAGUGAAGUGAAUUGAUCUAGUUUUUGGGUCAUUGUUGAGUGUUGAGACUGGGUUGGUUGGUUGUACGUUUAGACGCGAGGUCUGGAAGCAAGGGAUGGGAGUAGAUGGCGUUGGGAGCACAUUUGUAUGUAGUACUUGCUUUGGUACCGCAGUGAUUUGAGGUAUCCGGUAUUUGGAAUUUGUUUUACACAUUGUUGCUGUUUGUCUGCUUUGUCUGUUUGUUUGUGAUUGGGUUUCUGGGUACAUGGGGUUCCAAUUACCAAGAACUUGCCUUUUCUGUGAAGUCUUGUCCUUGAUACAGACUUAACCCUGCCGCUACUAUCAGUCCUGUUACAUAUCAAAGAGCUACACUAACGAAGGAAAUAAGAGUAAGACAUUGUCCAUAAAAAC